CAGCCCCUAGAUUCCUAGAGUCUUACAUCUAUUCGAUCCUUUCAUCGUCUCAAAUUAAUCCACCAUGGCAACCCUCCUCCAGAAGUUCGUCGACGCUGACCAGUGGGAAGCCGAAGACAUAGUCGGCCGGCUGGGUAUGGUCAUGCAUGGCGCCUUCCUCUUCAUCGGCUUCCAGCCCUACGGCGCCCAGCCACCCUCGGGUCACCUCCUGAAGCGAGCAGGUGAGGCAGGCUCGCUGUGUCUCUCCCGUUGGUACACGGUGCCGCAGCUGGCGCACCACAAGAGCGCGGAUGCCGCCGUGCUGAUGCUCUGCGCGCAGGGGAGCAACAUCGCGCUCCUCAUGUUCCUCACGACGGACUGCCACCUGCGGAGCGUGUACCGGGAGCGCCUGGACAAGGCCACCAUCACGCCGCUCCUCUCCCGCACCUUGGGUGACACGGAGCCCUGGGUGUCGCGGAUCGGCUGGACGCUCGCCGACGGCGUGUGCUGGGGCCUCCUCGUCGAGCUGUGCCGCAGGAACGGCCUGCCGCUGACCAGUUUCAUGUCCAUGCCUGAUGACAUCAAGACGGAAAUCUUGAAGAGGUUCACUGACGACGAGGACCUCGCGAGGGUGGAGUGCACCUGCAGGCAGCUGAGGCGCCUGGUGGCAGAGCGUGAUGGUGAGCUGUGGAAGCCCAUGUACGAGGCCCUGGGCUUCCGCCGGCGCACGCGCCGGUUGCGUCUUUCAUUCUUCCUCGACUUCGAGAGCUCUGACUCCCAGUCCAUGGAGGUUCUCAGCUGGAGGGAAAAGUACGUGGAGGCCAGGCAGCGUCCCUGGGCCAGGAUCUGGCGCCGGUUGUUCUUCGACUCCUUUCCUGUCAUUGCACCGAUUGGUUGGACGGACUUCGAAUUCUCAUGCACCCUGGACGGGUUGCAAGAUCCGCCGGAGCAGGAGACGGUUUCAACAAGGGGCGAGGGCAGACGCGUUCACCGCCAGAAGGUGGCAAGGAAUGACUGCAAGAAGAAGCGGCACGCCGCCGGCGCGAUCCACUCGCCGUCGUCUCGCUAUCGAUGGAAGCAUCGGUGAUCAUGGACUGGUCAUAUGAGUCAGGAUUGCACAAUUGUUCCUCUGACCUUACAACUGGACCGAGGCAUUUUAUUUGCCCUGUUGCCAUGCACCAUUUUUGUUAUAUGGGUUAACUGCAAUCAUUUCUGCAGAUGAAUCAUGGGUUUCUUCAAAUUAUUGUUAUAAAUGAAAUGCACACAAGCAUUAGCUAGAUUUCAAUUCCAUGACUCUUUUCAACAAUUUUACUUCUUUCAUCCAAAUUCAAUUUGAAAAUACUCCUCAAAUUCCUGCAGCAACGUGCAGGGAAUUCAUCUAGUUAGUGCAGUCACGGUCUCCAUAGGGUGAA
This is a messenger RNA of Phragmites australis (common reed), 1391 nucleotides long. RefSeq lists its product as uncharacterized. Gene Ontology annotation, molecular function: protein binding. The coding region runs from base 65 to 1066 and encodes 333 amino acids. The record is from RefSeq and is a predicted model, not a curated record. Lineage: Eukaryota; Viridiplantae; Streptophyta; Magnoliopsida; Poales; Poaceae. The transcript has 2 exons.